Molecule: messenger RNA, 1841 nt
Organism: Gallus gallus (chicken)
Lineage: Eukaryota; Metazoa; Chordata; Aves; Galliformes; Phasianidae
Gene: MRPL32
Product: mitochondrial ribosomal protein L32
Biological process (GO): translation
Cellular component (GO): mitochondrial large ribosomal subunit
Molecular function (GO): structural constituent of ribosome
Source: RefSeq, a predicted model, not a curated record
GGGCGACUAAUUUCCUCUUGCUGUUCCUGCCAGCAUGGUGGUCGUGGUGUUGCACAUGAUGCCCCCGAUCCGCCAUCUCCUCCAGCGCUGCUGGCAGCGGCUGGAGCGCGGCCUCUUGCCGGCCGUCUGCGGUGUGCAGAGCCCGCUCUGGGGGCUGGCGCCGGCCGUCCAAGCCCCCGCUUGUCUGCCGGAGCCGGCAGCGGGCACCGCAGAGAGUGGAGAGGGGCCGGGCUUCCUCGGCGGCGUCUUGUGGAUGGCGGCGCCGAAGAAAAGACGCAGCAUCGAGGUGAACCGCUGCAGGAGGAGGAAUCCUAGCAAGCUCAUACCAGUCAAGAGGAACAUAGAUGUUUGCCCCGAGUGUGGAAACUUGAAACUGAAGCAUGUUCUUUGUGGUUAUUGUUAUGCGAAAGUCAAAGCAGAGACUCAACAGAUACGGAGGGAAAUAAAAAAGGAAGGAGGAGCAUUUAAUGCUCCUACUGUAGAGAGUGUAGUCCUUUACGAUGGAGAAAAGCCCACCGAAAAAGAUGAAGGCAAGCGGAUCAUUGAGAGAGCCAGGAAGCGUCCAUCUUGGUUUAUUCGAAAUUAACGUCUUGUUGGACAUCUACAUACAGUACAGUGACUACUUUGUAUGUUAAUGUUGUAUGCUGUUUUUGUAAAUAUAUAUGUAUUUUUUAAUUACUAUUAACAAAGGAAAAAUUACAGGUAUAAAAUAAAGACUCCUAAAGAAAUAUGCUUUCCAGUUUUGGCUUCUGGUCUUAGAAAAAAAAUGUUUAAAAUUAUUGUUGAUUGGAAACAAGUAAUAUUAUUGAGGAAGGAUGUGGUUAUCUGAUAAUUUCCAUUGCUCUUAAUAGAAUCUGCCUGGAUAUCUCCACAGUACGGCUGUUUGAAAUUCUCAGUGAUAUAUCUGUUUUUCGGUGAAACUGCAGCUGCCAGGUGAUGUGUGCUCUUUUUCAGUACUAGACUGAAGGUUAUUCACUUAGUUGUCAGUAUGCAAAAUAAUGCCCCUCGGGUGCAAUGUGAUUACUUCAGUGGAGUAACGAGCUGACAUGCAGUAACUGGAAAUCUGUAAGUUGUUUAAGUAUCAAAGCUCGUUAUUUGCAACCAUUCCCGUUUGUAGUCUGGAUGGUCAGUUUGUGCUCAGAAAUCUGCAAAGAACUUUCUGACUUGUGUCUUCUGCAGAGGGAGGGUGGCUUUUUGGUGCUGUAGUCACAGCAGCUAGCUCUGUAUUUUUCAUUUGAUUUUAGCUACCCAGAAGUACCACGAGCAUUAAAGAUUUUAACUAGUUUCAAUUAACUGCCUGAGCCUAUGCUGUCCUGGUUUGGGGAGCUGUGGUGGUGAAGAACUAUGCAGUGGCUUUCCACUUUCGUUUUUUUUUUUUUUUUUUUUUUUAUUGUCUGCCUUUUUGUACAGACUUCCCCCAAAUUGGGCAAUUGAUCUAGUACCUGAGUUAGUGGUUGGCAACCCUGUCUGGAGCAGGGGAUUUGGAACUAGAUGGUCUUUGAGGUCCCUCCCAACCCAAACCAUUCUAUAAUUCUAUGAAAACAAAGUAGAAGCUUUGAUUUCUUCCUGUUUAAAUAGCUUUGAUUUUUUUUUCCUAUCAGUAAUAAUGAGAAAUGAAGAAAUUAUGAAUAAAUAUUCUUUUUAAAAUAUUAAACAUGUUAGAGGAGUAGAACCACCGGAAAAAAAUAGGGGACGAUUUUACUUCUCUUCAGAAUAAUGGAAUUGUGAUUUAUUAUAGAAAAAAGUAUUAGAAUCUGGGAUGUAUGUCAAUGUGUUCAUUUUCUGGAAACUAGAAGUCUCACAUAUGAUUAGAUGAUAAUAAAAGCAUGCAGUAAAGAGCA